This is a messenger RNA of Penicillium digitatum Pd1, 99 nucleotides long. The record is from RefSeq and is a predicted model, not a curated record. NCBI's taxonomy places the organism in Eukaryota, Fungi, Ascomycota, Eurotiomycetes, Eurotiales, Aspergillaceae.
AUGCUCCCAACACCUGGAGCGGAUGGCAGGAGUCAUGGAGUGCAAGCCACCAGGGUGCCUCGUUCAUCAGUACACAAAAAGUCUACGGCACAGACCUAA